Molecule: messenger RNA, 2181 nt
Organism: Mesorhabditis belari
Lineage: Eukaryota; Metazoa; Nematoda; Chromadorea; Rhabditida; Rhabditidae
Source: the annotation of a GenBank genome assembly
AUGGGGAUGGGCAGAAAUGGUGCCAUUUGUGUCAUUUCCUCCAUUUAUCUCAUAGCUGUCAUUGGAGCAUGGAUUGGCCUUCUCUACAUCAUUCACGAUCUUUUCGAUCUCAAACGCGAAAUCUCUGAUGGGGUACACAAUUUCCAGGCUGCCCACGAUGAGGCGUGGACAAGAAUUCAUUCGGAGAUGCCAUUGAGUGAAAGGCGAAAAAAGGACAAUGAGGAAAAAGAGAGAGAAAAAGAGCGAAAGAAACGAGAAGUGAGAGUGACAUAUCGGGAAGUGAAUAGCCCGGGUGGGAGAGUGUUCGACAGCGGGAAUGCAUUCACAUCGGGAUUCGGAAAUUCCCCGUCAACAUCCAGUGGAUCCGAAGAUUUCCUCGAUUUGGAUCGAAUGCUUCGAGGAUUCGGUAUCGACCCGAAUCCCGCACAGAAACAAGGAGGAGGUGGUUGUUCUCGUUGUCCAUCGACUCGUCUUAUGAAUCUUCCCACUUAUAAAGCUUCAUAUAAAUAUGGGCAAAAUCCGGGCACUCUUCACAUCAAAUUUGGUGGUGGAUUUGGUGGACAACCACAGACGAUAGAUUUGAGACCGGGUGAGAGUGUGCAAAUCUCGGGCACAAUCUCUUAUCCACAACCAACACAACAGCCAUGUCAUCGAUGUGAAAGCAGAACAAAUAUAAAACAACAAACCCCACAACGGGCGAUUUCUCAAGCCAGAACUGAUCAAGAGAAUGUGGAUGACUUUGGAGGAGGAGAAACGGAUAAAAAACAGGUGAUUCAAGUACACGAGAACAACAAGGAUACCUUUCAAUUACCGGAUGAUCUUGUCACUCAAUCCCCGUAUCAACCACCGGCAAGACCACCAGUUUCUGAUGAAUAUUCAUCCGAAGAAGAUGGGGGAAGUCAAGAAAAUAAUAAACAAUUUGAAGAGGAAUCGACUACAGCCGGAUUUCCAGAGUUGCCACAAACGCCGGGGCCAUACAUUCCACAAAGAGGAGGCGAUGGUUAUGUGCAACCACCAACAACUCAAGGAUACGAUUCCCCAACAACUCAAGGAUACGAUUCCCCAACAACUCAAGGAUACUAUUCCCCAACAACUCCUCAACCAAGCUAUAUUCGACCAUCUUAUGUCACGAAAACGACUCCUGGAUAUGCUCGUCCAUCAUAUCCAUCAUAUAACACAACUCCUUAUCCAAAAAGAAAACCGGUUGAUGAGUCAGAAUCAUCUGAGGAAGAAGGCGGUGAGGAAAGAAAGGGAUCGACAAAAGAGGAGAAUUCUUAUAUAGCGACGACACCUGGAUAUGCUACACAUUGUCAUUGUACUUGCCCAAUGGUACCACCUGAAUCAUGUCCACGAGGACCACCUGGACCUCGUGGACCACCAGGAGACAAAGGACCCCCUGGCCCGAUUGGUGGACACGGACCACCGGGCAAACCUGGACCCCCAUGUGAUGAGAUUAUGUAUAGUGGAUUUGGAGGGAAACUCGCGGCAAUGAACAAUCCGAAUUCGCCUUUCUUUGGCAAUCGACCAACCACGUAUAGCAGAGAAAAAGGACGAUACUGUAUUAUGUGUGAGAUGGGAAAUCGAGGACCCCAAGGACCGAAGGGACCUUCUGGAAAACCCGGACACAAAGGCUUCAAGGGACCUCGCGGAGAAUCGGGACUUCCAGGCAAAAAUGGAAAACCCGGUGCACCGGGCAUAAAAGGACCACCUGGAUCGGAUGGGCUUCGCGGAUUUGAGGGACCGCCUGGAGCACCCGGAUUGGUCUAUACAAAAGGGCAACAAGGACCUCCAGGAAAUCCGGGCAAAGGUGGACCACCGGGAGAUUCAGGAGCACCGGGAGUUAGUGGACCACCAGGGAACCCUGGAUACUCUGGUCCACCUGGGCCCAAUGGAUUCCAAGGGCCAGAGGGACCUCCUGGACAACCAGGAGAACCGGGUCCACCAGGUCGACCGGGAGACGAUGGAAAGUAUUGUGAUUGUCCGCCGGGAAGAUCUCGACCAAGGCCAACCACUCCACAAACAUACAUUGUGCCGACAACGCCACCCACUUAUCCGAUGCCACCAACCUAUCGAACGCAAACUUAUCCGGGGUAUAUCCACGCACCAAGCAGAUAUAUUUCGGUGCAAAAGAAAACCUAUACAUCGUUUCAACCACCCGCCAUUCGAUAUGGUCGAUAUGGA